AUGAGUGAGCUGGAGGACUGCCCCUUGCAGGUCCACGACUUCAAGUCUGUGGACCACCUGAAAGUCUGUCCCCGCUACACAGCGGUGUUGGCGCGCUCUGAGGAUGACGGCAUCGGCAUCGAGGAGCUGGACACCCUGCAGCUGGAGCUUGAGACCCUGUUCUCCUCUGCCAGCCGGCGCCUGCGGGUGCUUGAGGCUGAAACCCAGAUCCUCACUGACUGGCAGGAUAAGAAAGGUGACCGACGAUUCCUGAAGCUGGGUCGAGACCAUGAGCUUGGAGAUCCCCCCAAACAUGGGAAGCCCAAGAAGCAGAAACUGGAAGGGAAGGCGGGACAUGGGCCUGGCCCUGGCCCUGGGCGACCCAAAUCCAAAAACCUUCAGCCCAAGAUCCAGGAAUAUGAAUUCACUGAUGACCCAAUUGAUGUGCCACGUAUCCCCAAGAAUGACACCCGCAACAGAUUCUGGGCUUCGGUGGAGCCGUACUGUGCUGAUAUCACCAGUGAGGAAGUGCGCACGCUAGAGGAGCUACUGAAACCCCCAGAAGAUGAGGCUGAACAUUACAAGAUUCCGCCCCUGGGGAAGCACUACUCCCAGCACUGGGCACAGGAGGACCUGCUGGAGGAGCAGAAGGACGGGGCCCGGGCAGCAGCCGUGGCUGACAAGAAGAAAGGCCUCAUGGGGCCCCUGACCGAACUGGACACUAAAAAUGUGGAUGCCCUGCUGAAGAAGUCUGAGGCCCAGCAUGAGCAGCCAGAAGACGGGUGUCCCUUUGGUGCCCUGACACAGCGCCUGCUGCAGGCCUUGGUGGAGGAAAAUAUUAUUUCCCCCAUGGAGGACUCUCCUAUCCCAGACAUGUCUGGGAAAGAAUCGGGGGCAGAUGGGGCAAGCACCUCUCCCCGCAAUCAGAACAAGCCCUGCAGCGCGCCUCAUACUAAGUCCCUGGAGAGCCACAUCAAGGGGGAGCUGAUUGCCCAGGGCCUGCUGGGAUCUGAGGACCGCCCCGCAGAGGACUCGGAGGACGGGGUUCUGGCGGAGCUGCGCAAGCGGCAGGCUGAGCUGAAGGCGCUCGGUGCCCACAAGCGCACCAAGAAGCACGACCUGCUGAGGCUGGCGAAGGGGGAAGUGAGCCGGCAGGAGCUGAGGCAGCGGGUCCGCAUGGCAGACAAUGAGGUCAUGGAUGCCUUCCGCAAGAUCAUGGCUGCCCGGCAGAAGAAACGGACCCCCGCCAAGAAGGAGAAAGACCAAGCUUGGAAGACUCUGAAGGAGCGUGAGAGCAUCCUGAAGCUGCUGGAUGGGUAG
This is a messenger RNA of Rangifer tarandus platyrhynchus (Svalbard reindeer), 1299 nucleotides long. NCBI's taxonomy places the organism in Eukaryota, Metazoa, Chordata, Mammalia, Artiodactyla, Cervidae. The record is from the annotation of a GenBank genome assembly.